AUGACCACCCCGCGCUGCUUCAUCGUCCGGCACGGCGAGACGGAAUGGUCCUUGUCAGGAAAACACACGGGCACCACCGACAUACCGCUCACAAAGAACGGGGAGAAGCGAGUACGCGCGACGGGCAAGGCCCUCGUGGGGGACGAUAGGUUGAUUGUGCCCAAGCAGUUGGUUCACAUCUACGUCUCCCCCCGGCACCGCGCGCAGAGGACGCUCGAACUGCUCAAUCUCGGCUGCCACCAGCCCUACCCGUGGCAAUCGCAGUCCCAAUCGACCCACAACCCCUCUUCCUCGUCAGAACACAUAACCACCGCCGACGUGACCAUCGACCCGCGGAUCGCCGAGUGGGACUACGGCGAGUACGAGGGCAUCACAUCCGCCGAGAUCCGCGAGCUACGAAAAACCCAGGGUCUCCCGCCCUGGGACAUCUGGCGCGACGGCUGCCCCGGGGGCGAAUCUCCGCAGGACAUCAUGGACCGGGUCGACAGCCUGAUCCGGGAGAUUCGCGAGCGGUACCACUCCAAGGUGAUCGGGAAGCCCAAACAGCCCGGUGUCACGGGCGAUGUGUUGGUCGUGGGCCACGGGCACAUUUUGAGGGCGUUCGCUGUGCGCUGGAUCGGGAGACCGCUCACGGAGACGGCCAUGAUCAUGGAAGCUGGCGGUGUGGGCACUCUGAGCUACGAACACCACAAUAUCCACGAGCCCGCUAUCUUGCUGGGUGGAGGGUUCGUGGUGGGCGAGGAUAAGGAGGAGAUUGAAAGGGGGGAGAAGGAGGAGAGAGAGAAGGAAGGAAAGUCGUGA
This is a messenger RNA of Fonsecaea multimorphosa CBS 102226, 801 nucleotides long. RefSeq lists its product as uncharacterized. Gene Ontology annotation, molecular function: sedoheptulose-bisphosphatase activity. Bases 1 to 801 code for a protein of 266 amino acids. The transcript is spliced from 2 exons. The record is from RefSeq and is a predicted model, not a curated record. Gene Ontology annotation, biological process: ribose phosphate biosynthetic process. NCBI's taxonomy places the organism in Eukaryota, Fungi, Ascomycota, Eurotiomycetes, Chaetothyriales, Herpotrichiellaceae.